Messenger RNA from Epithele typhae, 2436 nucleotides. Its product is annotated as polysaccharide lyase family 8 protein. Gene Ontology annotation, biological process: carbohydrate metabolic process. NCBI's taxonomy places the organism in Eukaryota, Fungi, Basidiomycota, Agaricomycetes, Polyporales, Epitheliaceae. The transcript has 8 exons. The record is from RefSeq and is a predicted model, not a curated record. The coding region runs from base 1 to 2436 and encodes 811 amino acids. Gene Ontology annotation, molecular function: carbohydrate binding; lyase activity. Gene Ontology annotation, cellular component: extracellular region.
AUGUUCGGUGUCGCGACUCUCGUCAUCUUCCUCUCGCUCGUUUCUUCUCCAGUUCUUUCCACCCCUUCGUUCUACUCUUCUUCCUCUUUUCUCGAUUCCAUCUUCCCCUCUCAUGCACCGCGACACUCCCCCUGGAGCCGGUCCCACCGGCGCACAAGGGCUCCUGCCCUAAGCCGGGACGUUGUCGCGAGGGACGUGAACGCCGACAUCAACACGAUGCGCGAGCGCCGCAUCGCACUCGACAUCGGUGCCAUAAACAUGACGCUCGUCCCCGGCAUUUCAUCCUGGCUCAGCACCAUUGGCGAUGACGGCAAGUGGCCCGACUCAGAGAUCGACUACACUACUGGCUGCGACGGACGCCGGGCGAACUGGCCCGCGGAGGACCAUUGGGUCCGCAUCGAGACCCUCGCGGCGGCCUAUCGUGGUGGCGUCCCCGGCGCGGAGAGCUUCGUGAAUGACCCCAAGGUGCUCGCCACCGCGUCGCGCGCGAUGGACUUCUGGUUCGCGAACGACAUGGCGCAGCCCGACUGCCUCACCAACGGCGGGAAGGGCAGCUGCCCGUGCGGCACGCCCGGCUUCUGGAACUCGAACUGGUUCUCCAACGUUAUCGGCACCACCGUGCUCGUCGGCGACACCUGCCUCAUGCUCGGGAACGACUCCCUGUCGGCCACGCAGUCCGGGAACUGCACCAAGUUCCUCAGCCGCGCGUUCGACGUCUUCAGCUCCGGCAAGAGCUUCCUCGCGGGCGCGAACAUCCUCGACAUCGCCAAGAGCGGCAUCACGCUUGGGAUGCUCACCCAGAACGAGGCCGCGAUCGCGUCGGGCUACGACCACGUCCACAAGGAGGUCGUGCUCCAAAACAGCCUCCGCGCGGACGGCAUCCGCGGCGACGGCAGCUUCGGGCAGCACGAGGGCAUCAUCUACAACGGUAACUACGGCAAGGAUUACGCGAACGACGUGCUCGCGCUCGAGAUUGUCGCGGCUAACACGCAGUUCGCGGCGCCGAGCGAGAGCAAGAGCGCGUUCGAGACUCUCGUCGACGGCGACAUGUGGAUGGUUUACCGGAACGCGCAAACGGGCACCGUUCAUUGGGACUUCAACGUGCUCGGUCGCAUGCUCACCUUCACCGUCAAAGAUGAGCAGGCGAGCGCAGGCCUCCUGAUCAACACGACGUGGAUCAACGAGCUCGGCCAGUUCUGGAACUCGGACGCCCUCAACGGUGCUUUCUCCGCGCUCAGCGCCAACACCACGGACGCGAACGUCGGCGGUGUCAAGGGCAACCGUAUGUUCUACGCCAACGACUACAUGGUGCACCGCGGGCCUGGCUAUGUUUCAACGCUCCGCAUGUACUCUUCGCGGACGCUCAACACGGAGUGCCUCAACAACCAAAACCCCUUCGGAUUCCAUUUGUCUGACGGGACACUGUAUACCUACCUCGAGGGAGACGAGUACGAGGACAUUGCUGGCAUGUGGGAUUGGAAUUUGAUCCCCGGCACGACGACCGACUACAACAACACGCCCCUGACCUGCGACACCGCGAAGGUGGCCGGGAAGGAAGACUUUGUUGGUGGCGCCUCGGACGGCACGAUCGGGGCCGCCGCGAUGCGCUACACGAACCCGACCACGGGCGCGCUUGCGUUCCAGAAGGCGUGGUUCUUCCUCGACAACGACGUGCAGCACGUAAUGCUCUCCAAGCUCUCCGCCUCCGCCUCCUCCGAGCACCCCGUCAUCUCCGUCCUCGACCAGAAGCGCCACUCGGGCGACGUCAUCCUCGACGGCCAGACGCUCUCCGUCGGCGGCAACUUCAGCAACGCCCGCACGCUCUGGCACGACAACGUCGGGUACGCGUUCCCCGUCGGCGCCCACGUCUCCGUCGACUGGGGCACCCGCACCGGCGACUGGGGCCGCCUCGGCAUCUCCGCCGCGGGCGUGCAGUCCGCGGACCUCUUCUCCGCGUGGGUCGGGCACGGCCGCGGCUCCGAUGCGGUGCUCGAGGCUCCGAUGGCGUACACGGUGUUCCCCGCGACGACCCGCGACGCGCUGCCGACCAAGGUCGCGGCGUCGCUCACGAACCUCGCUACAGUUCAGAACGACGCGCACGUGAGCGCGGUGUGGGACGCGGGCACCAAGCUCCUCGCCGCCGUCUUCUGGGACGCCGCGGGCGGGAACGUGACGUUCACGCCGGGGAGCGGGCAGGCGGCGCUGACGCUGUCGGCGUCGGCGGGCUCGGUGGUGCUGUACCGGAUGGACACGGGCGGGGUGACGGUUUCGGACCCCACCCAGACGACGAGCUCGGUGGACGUGACGGUCGCGGCGGCAGCGGGAGGAACGCGGCCGACCGGGUUCGCGAACGGCUCGGACAGUGUGAAGGUGAGCGUGUCGCUGCCUUCGGGCGGCGCCGCGGGACAGAGUGUGUCGAAGAAACUUGGGUCGUGA